This is a messenger RNA of Seminavis robusta, 705 nucleotides long. The record is from the annotation of a GenBank genome assembly. NCBI's taxonomy places the organism in Eukaryota, Bacillariophyta, Bacillariophyceae, Naviculales, Naviculaceae.
AUGGCUGCCACUCCCACUGAAGACGAAAUCAAGGCUCUUGUAGCAUCUGCGUCUCCCUACAGUCCCUCGAAUAAGGUCAAGCUGGAGGCGUACUUGCGAGCACAGGCCACCGGAAACGCUGCUUAUUCGUUUGAAGCCAAUCGCAUUCUGAUGAAGUUGUAUCAAUUCUUCCCUACCACUGCUACCGUGGAUGACAAGGAAAAGGAACGGACCAAUUCAUCCCUCUCCUUGGUCUUGGCAUUGCUGCAGUACCCCAAUACCACGGAUCUUCUAGCACUCAGUUGUCUGAUCCCUGAACGACUCAAAGCCCAAGAACCUUGCGCCAGCAUUCUGCAAUGCGCCGAAUACUUGGAUGCCUGCCAAUUCACCGAAUUUUGGAAUGUCUGGAAAUCUCUGGAAACCAAUACUCAUGCAGCCAUUGCAGCUGUUCCUCUGACCAAACAUCAUGCAGUGCUUCAGGCUGGAAUUUGCUCGGUAUUGGCACUCACCUAUCGAACGGCGCCGCUCAAAACGGUCCUGGCCGCACUGGACAUUGCCUCGGGGGCAGAAUUGACCAGUCGCCAAGAUUUGGUGGGAAUUGAUAAGGCAGAUGCCAGCAAUGUCUAUUUUGGUGCCACUGCCGACAAUACCAAACGAAAUCGAGUCUUUCAGGAUGUGGACUUUACCUCCAUUUCCAAUCUCAUGGCCAAAAUUUCCAAGGAGUAG